GCUCCGCUGCGCGGCGGCUGCGGCCCGGCCCGGCCCCGCCAUGCCCCGGUGAGACCAUGGAGCCCAACCCGGGGCCCCCGGGGGCCGAGGACGGGAGGCUGCGGCCCGGCGCCAAGCGGGUCACCUUCCCGUCCGAUGAGGACAUCGUAUCCGGGGCGGUGGAGCCCAAGGAUCCGUGGAGACACGCCCAAAACGUGACGGUGGAAGAGAUCAUCAGCGCCUACAAGCAGGCCUGCCAGAAGCUGAGCUGCAAGCAGAUCCCCAAACUCCUCAAGCAGAUCCAGGAUUUUAAGGACUUGGCUCCCAGGAUUGACUGCUUGGAUCUCAAAGGGGAGAAGCUGGACUACAAGGCGUGCGAGGCGCUGGAGGAGAUCUUCAAGAGGGUGCAGUUCAAGAUCGUUGACUUGGAGCAGACGAGCCUGGAUGAGGACGGCGCCUCGGCUCUGUUUGACAUGAUUGAGUACUACGAGUCGGCCACGCACCUCAACAUCUCCUGCAACAAACACAUCGGCACGCGGGGCUGGCAGGCGGCCGCACACAUGAUGAGGAAGACCAACUGCCUGCAGUACCUGGACGCCCGCGGGACGCCCCUCCUGGACCACUCGGCGCCGUUCGUGGCGCGGGCGCUGCGCAUCAGCAGCAGUUUGGUGGUGCUGCACCUGGAGAACGCCAGCCUGUCCGGGCGGCCCCUCAUGCUGCUGGCCACAGCCCUGAAGAUGAACGUGACGCUGCGGGAGCUGUACCUGGCUGACAAUAAGCUGAACGGGCUGCAGGACGCGGCGCAGCUGGGCAACCUGCUCAAGUUCAACUGCUCCAUCCAGAUCCUGGACCUCCGCAACAACCACAUCCUGGACUCGGGCCUGGCCUAUCUGUGUGAGGGGCUGCGGGAGCAGCGCCGUGGUUUGGUGACGUUGGUGCUGUGGAACAACCAGGUGACACAGGCGGGGACGGCGUACCUGGGGGUCACCCUGCCCCACGCUCAGAGCCUGGAGACGCUGAACCUGGGCCACAACCCCAUUGGCAACGAAGGGGUGCGCAACCUGAAGACGGGGCUGAUCGGGAACCGCUCCGUGCUGCGUUUGGGGUUGGCCUCCACCAAACUGACCUGCGAAGGGGCGGUGGCGGUGGCCGAAUUCAUCGCUGAGAGCCCCCGGCUGCUGCGGUUGGACCUGAGGGAGAACGAGAUCAAAACGGGGGGGCUGAUGGCGCUGGCGCUGGCGCUGAAGGUCAAUCAGUCCCUGCUGCGCCUCGACCUGGACAGGGACCCCAAAAAGGAGGCGGUGAAAAGCUUCAUUGAGACGCAGCGGGCGCUGCUGGCCGAGAUUCAGAGCGGCUGCAAACGGAACUUCGCUUUGGCCCGGGAGCGCCACGAGGGGGAGACGCAGCCGCCGCCCCCCCCCGGCACGGCCGGCAUCGGGGGGGGGGACGGGCGGGGACCCCGACGGGGGGGGGCAGCGAUGGGACGGAGAACGGAGCGGAGCGGGGGGGGCGGGGGGGGGGCGAUGGGACGGAGCCCGGAGCCCCGGAGGGGGGGGCGCCGAUACCGGGGGGGGCACCGAUACCGGGGGGGGGCGCCGCGGAGAGCCCUAUUUUCCCCCCCCCGGGCUCAGCAGCAGCAGCGCAUUCUGGUCAGCAGCCCCGGGAGGGGCCAUAAGGUGUUCGUGGUGACCCGCGUGGAGAGCGGGGCCGGAUGUGAGCACGGAGGGGGGGGUGGGAGCGGAACCGGCACCGGCACCGGGAUCGGCACCGCCAACGGCACCGGAAGCGGCACCGGGGACUGCCAAUGGGACGGGCAGCGUUGGGACCGGGACCGCCAAUGGGACCGGGACCGGGAUGGGCACCGCCAACGGGACCGAACCGGGACGGCCGGCACCAAUGGGACGGCCGGCACCAAUGGGACGGAUGGCACCAAUGGGAUGGACGGCACCAAUGGGACAGACAGCACCAAUGGGAUGGACGGCACCGGGAUCGGCACCGCCAAUGGGACCGGCAGCAAUGGGACGGCCAGCAUUGGGAUGACCAGCACCGGGACCGGCACCGACACCGGGACGGGCAGCAAUGGGACGGCCAGCAUUGGGAUGGGCAGCACUGGGACCGGCACCGGCAGUGGGACGGGCAGUACCGGGACCGGCAAUGGGACGGGCAGCAUCACUGGGACAGGCAGCACCAAUGGGGCGGACAGCACCGGGACGGCCACCAUUGGGAUCGGCAGCGCCAAUGGGACGGCCACCAUUGGGAUGGGCAGCAUUGGGACGGCCACCAUUGGGGUCGGCACCACCACUGGGACGGCCACCACUGCGACAGUCAGCAUUGGGAUGGCCGACGCUGGGAUGGCCGCUAUUGGGAUGGCCGCUGAUGAGAUGAACACCAUUGGGACGGCCAACAGUGGGAUGGCCACCAUUGGGAUGGCCAACACCAUUGGGACGGCCAACACCAUUGGGACGGCCACCAUUGGGACAGCCACUACUGGGAUGGCCACCAUUGGGACGGCCACCACUGGGACAUCCACCACCAUUGGGACGGCCACCAUUGGGACAUCCAUCACCAUUGGGACGGCCACCAUUGGGAUGGCCAACAGUGGGAUGGCCAACACUGGGACGGCCACCACCAAUGGGACGGCCACCAUUGGGACGGCCACCAGCAGGGUGGCCGCCGGGGGCCCAAUGCUGCCCAAUGGGCUGAAGGCAGAGCUGGGCCGGGCGCUGCCCGACGGCGAUGGCAAAGCGGGGAGCUGCGCUGCUGAGCACGAGCUGAGCUGCUGCCGGGACGAGCGGGACGUGGAGGAGCUGCUGCUCGAGGCCAGCCAGGAUGCGGGGCAGGAGCCGCCGUGACAGCGCGGGUGGAUGGGGCCGGAUUUGGGGUCGGGGCUCAGAUUUGGGGUCAGGGCUCACAUUUGGGGUCAGGAUCCGGAUUUGGGGUCAGGG
Molecule: messenger RNA, 2924 nt
Organism: Gallus gallus (chicken)
Lineage: Eukaryota; Metazoa; Chordata; Aves; Galliformes; Phasianidae
Gene: PP1R42L
Product: protein phosphatase 1 regulatory subunit 37
Exons: 15
Coding region: 57-2831 (924 amino acids)
Molecular function (GO): protein binding
Source: RefSeq, a predicted model, not a curated record